GCAGCGGCCCGUCCCACCUUCUCUUGUAGAUAUUUUGAGCGAACAAUGACAGUCACGAUUUCGGCUGUCAUUCUUGCCGUGACAAACAAAAUUCAGACUCAUUCCGCGUUUGCUGUUUUUAAUAAGUUGCAUAGCUAGUGCCCGUACAAGAUGUAUCCGAUGGGAGGUAACUCGAUGGCCGGUCCGUUCUGGAGCAAUGGCCCCGCUCCGGGCGCGUUCUACAACUUCCCCGGCAGCACGGUCGCUGGCGGUGCGAUGCAGGCGCGAUCGGACACUCCCGGCGAUUUUGGCACACAGCGGUCCUACUACCCCGUCACCACCGGCACCUCCGUCGUCGGGCUGAUGUUCAAGGAUGGUGUGAUCAUUGCGGCCGAUAAGCUGAUCUCGUACGGGUCGCUUGCCCGGUUCCACGACGUCGACCGGGUGUAUCGCAUCAACGACAAGACGGUGCUCGGUAUCGGGGGCGACUUUGCCGACUUCCAGUACAUCAAGCGUCACAUCGACCAGAAGGUCAUCGACGAUCAGUGCCUGGACGAUAAGAACGAGAUGAAGCCACGCUCGUUCUACAACUGGCUCACGCGGGUCAUGUACAACCGGCGGUCGGAAUUCCAGCCGCUCUAUCUCGAUCUCGUCAUCGGCGGCAUGCAGGACGGCGAACCGUUCCUGGGGCACGUGAAUCUGCGCGGCCGCUCGUACACGAGCAACGUGGUGGCGACGGGGUACGGUACCCAUCUGGCGCUGCCGCUGUUGCGCGAGUGGUCGGAGAAUCCGACCGCCUACCAGACGCUCGGCCAGCCGGAAGCGAACGAUCUGAUGAAGCGCGUGAUGGAGGUGCUGUGGUACCGGGACUGCCGCAGCGACCCGAAGUACUCGCAGGCGGUCUGCACGGCGGACGGCGUCAAGGUCGAUGCCGACUGUUUCGUCGCCCAGAACUGGGAGCUGGCCCAUACGAUCAAGGGCUACUAAGCCGGGUGUGUGUGUGUGUGUGUGUGGUGAAGCAGAGGGGGUUUGGAGUAUAAUUUACGGAAACAUCUUCUAAUAAAAGCAAGCGGUGAAAGGCUUUGAUGCGUAUUAAAAUUA
Molecule: messenger RNA, 1080 nt
Organism: Anopheles arabiensis
Lineage: Eukaryota; Metazoa; Arthropoda; Insecta; Diptera; Culicidae
Gene: Prosbeta7
Product: proteasome subunit beta type-4
Exons: 4
Coding region: 151-966 (271 amino acids)
Cellular component (GO): proteasome core complex
Source: RefSeq, a predicted model, not a curated record